This is a messenger RNA of Chroicocephalus ridibundus (black-headed gull), 1326 nucleotides long. Its product is annotated as cytochrome c oxidase assembly factor 7. Gene Ontology annotation, cellular component: mitochondrial intermembrane space. NCBI's taxonomy places the organism in Eukaryota, Metazoa, Chordata, Aves, Charadriiformes, Laridae. Gene Ontology annotation, molecular function: protein binding. The coding region runs from base 162 to 1244 and encodes 360 amino acids. The transcript is spliced from 2 exons. The record is from RefSeq and is a predicted model, not a curated record.
GAAACACGCAGGCAGCAACUUGGGGAGUUGGUGAAGCCGCCCUGGCUGCUAGGCCACGCACACUGUAUUCACACAUGCCGUAACGCCGCAACUUGUGGAUUUCAUUGUCCUGAACCUCAGAAAUACGUAUCCAAUGGCUCGAAACACGGAAAGUACUAAAAAUGAACUACUGCUUAAAACUUGUGAAUUGUCAGUCUCUGGCGGUCCUGAGAGGGAGCGAUGAGGCAGCGCAGGCGAGCGAGGGGCCCCCUCUGCCGCCCGGUCCCAGCGCCGGUGGCGGAGCCGGGGGAAGGAAGGGUCGGUGGUGCCGGGAAAGGGGGCACUGGAGCCGGAGGAAAGGCCGGCGGCGCCGGGGGAAGGGGGCGGCGAACCGGGAAAUGGCGUCCCGGCAUCGAUGGCUCGGCGCUCCCGGAAGGCGCCGUAUCGAUCGCUCGGCGCUGCGCGGCGGCCCCGUCAGCUCCGGCAUGGCCGGUCUCAUCAACUUCGAGGAUGAGGAGGAGGUGAGGAGCUAUCUGGAGAACCUGCACGUCGAGUAUAGCUACCAGUGCUUCAAGGAGAAGGACCCGGACGGUAAGCGGCCCCGCCGCGACCCCCUGGGAGCUGAGGGGUCAGCUUCCCCGGCAGGAGCCUCAUCCCUUUCCCCGGUGCUCGCAGGCUGCCAGCGCCUCGCCGACUACCUGGACGCCGUGAGGAAGGACUUCGUGGCGGCGGCGCGGGUGCUGCGCGACAACUGCGAGGGACACGGGCACGGCGAGAGCUGCUACAAGCUGGGGGCCUACCAGGCCAUCGGCAAAGGUGGACUCGACCCAGACUUGAAAGCUGCCUACAAAUCUUUUUUGAAGUCGUGUGAGAAAGGUGGGAAGAAGUCAGUAAAUGCGUGUCAUAACGUUGGGCUGUUGGCCCACGAUGGGAGAGUAAACGAUGAUAAACCUGACCCUGUGGUUGCUAGAGACUAUUACACAAAAGCCUGUGAUGGCAAUUUUGCUCCAAGCUGCUUCAACCUCAGUGUAAUAUACCUCCAAGGAGCACCUGGGGUCCCUAAGGACAUGAACCACGCGUUGAAGUACUCGCUGAAAGGGUGUGAGCUGGGUCACAUAUGGGCUUGUGCCAAUGCCAGUCGAAUGUACAAACUGGGAGAUGGUAUUGAGAAGAAUGAUGCUAAGGCAGAGGAUUUGAAAAACAGGGCAAAACAGCUGCAUAAAGAACAGAAAGAAGCCUCAAGUUCUUUAACGUUUGGGGAGUAAAACUGUCAGUUGCAGUUAUUAAGACUGCGGUUUUAAAUGGCAAGUGAACUUGUUGUUUAAAUUGUGAGCAUACGGUUUUCAG